AUGAACUACUGGCCAGGUUGCCAAACUUCGACAUCUAAUUGGAAUUCAAUUUCACCAUCCAAUGGUUCCUCUCCUACAGCUUCCACAUCUUCCGCGAGUUCACUAGGCGAACAGAAUCAACUGGGUGGAUGGUUUGUAAAUGGAAGGCCCUUACCUAACCAUAUGAGACGAUGUAUUGUAGAAAUGGCCCAGAAUGGUGUUCGUCCAUGUGAUAUAUCUCGGCGGCUCAAAAUCAGUCAUGGAUGUGUUAGUAAGAUUCUGAAUCGUUUUUCGGAAAGUGGAACGAUACUUCCUGGAGCGAUCGGUGGUAGUAAGCCGCGAGUAACGACACCGAAGGUAGUUGAACAUAUUCGAUAUCUGAAAUGCUCGGAUCCCGGGUUAUUCGCUUGGGAAAUACGCGAUCGACUAGUUACUGAUGGCAUAUGCGAUCGAGCCAAUGUUCCAUCAGUAAGCAGCAUUAGUAGAAUACUACGUAACAAACCAAACGCUCAGAACCCUUCCCCUCCUCAUGUGACAAGUUACCAGAAAUGGCAACAGCCAGAAAUGAUGUUGCAAGCCCAAAUAAACGCUCAAAUGAGCUUAGAGUCGUACCUAACAUGCAUCCCGCCAGAUCCAUACCCCGCAGCUUACUCUCCCAUUCCAUGUUAUGAUCAAUUCGCUUCGAACAGCGCUUGA
This is a messenger RNA of Auanema sp. JU1783, 675 nucleotides long. The record is from the annotation of a GenBank genome assembly. NCBI's taxonomy places the organism in Eukaryota, Metazoa, Nematoda, Chromadorea, Rhabditida, Rhabditidae.